UCGACGUCUUAUUUGCCAACCUAUCAUUUCCCAUUGCGAAAAGCUAGUUCCUGGUUUCCUCAUUGUAGAACCGUUUCACUUCUUUGUCAGGUCUACGAUCUGCCUGUAUAUUGGGCCGUGUGGAGAUGGCCCAUAUAGCAGCUUGCAUGAUAGAUAGCGAUGGCGAGACCAAUAGCCUCCGAAGCUAUAUAGCAAACACCUUUUCCACCAAAGCCUCCACGGACUCGCUAGUAUCUAUCCACUCUGCGGACGAGAAGAGGUCGCUGGCCUGGAGGAUGCACAACACAGAAGCACGCAAGUAUCAGCUAUUUCCAAAGGAAAAGCAGCUGCCGCCGGUUACGAUAGCAAAGCCACUUGAUCUGGAUCAAGCACAUGCCACUGUCGUGAACCAAUGCUCGGAUAAGUCCGAUAAGCCAGGACUCUCAAAUGGACUUCUUUUGAGAAUUAAGGAACACAACUUGACUCGAAGGAGGAAGGUUAGCGUACCAGAACUUGGACCUAUGACGACGGUACAGGAGGUUUCGAUGGACUCCCCUACAAUACCAGGGCGACCUGCUCUACAUGAGCGCUCCAUCAGUACCCCAGUCAAUGCCUUGCGAAUUAACAUGCGUUCGGAACCAAGAGAGUCACAUGAAUCCCCAGAAACAAGGUCUAGUAAUGGCACGGCAAUGACACCAACAUCUGCCAAGGUGCCUGCCAAACAACCUCUUUCCCCUAAGGACCUAGCACCACUCACAAUUCCAACCCAUAGUGGAACAUUUCCGUCACUUGCUCGAAAGCUAUCACUGAGCCGGCUCAGAUCAGGAGGUAAUCAACAGGAACCAACCACACGGCCACCUCGCCCAGACGAAUCGCCAAGGACACGGGCUCCUUAUACACCCUUCACACCCCUUUCCUCUACAGGAUCUACACCGACACCGAAGUCUACUACGACUUAUACGAACUCGACGAUUCCGACUCCAAUCUCAGCUCCUCCAGAGUCACGCCACUCACCAGCUCCUUGGGAAAAGCCGCACUCGGCAGUCUCAACUACAGCAUCUCAUGGUGCUACGGAUAUCCCCUCUGUCCCUAGGCCUGACCUUGAUGUACAAGUACGAUGUUCCUCUGCAAUGGCUCACAGGAGAGGACAGUCCGAUUCAGGAAGCAUAAUGGAACGUGGACGCCCGAGAAAGCGAGCUGAUGGUUCUCUUAUUGGCUCUAAGCAUAAACGAGCUGAGUCGAAAAGGAGCCUAAGUAUCGAACGGAGGGCUUUCGAGACCCUGCCCCAAGGUUUCAGACCCCAGGAUGCUCUGGCGAAGCUCGACCAGGCAGAAACGGCUCAUCUACAGAAACAAGCUCUUGGCCAAGCAGCCAGAUUUGAGGUAUUGAGAAGGGAGGACGUGGACAAUCUCUCCAAGGAGCUUCGCCAACUUGAUGAGAGAACGGAGUAUCUUCGCCACACAUACACAUCUCUUCGUGCUGGCCGUCGUAAUCUCCAAUCGCGGGUUUGCCAAUACCUUCGAUCACCCCGCAUGGCCAAAUUUAGUUAUGAGUCCAUGCUGAAGCAAGAGGAGACGCUUGCAGAACUCGACGCCUCCAUUGAUGACUGGGUCACCAAGCUGGAGCAUGCUGAGAACCGUCGCACGCGAGUCCGACAAAAGCUGCUUGAACAUGUCGCUGCCGCCGCCGCAAUGUCAGCCAGUGCCGGUCUUGGCGGCGUCAGCAAUGAAACACUCCAACACGCCAUUGGGAUGCGGCCACAACCCAGUGCCAGCGAUGUUGCUACACCACCUCGUAGCCCCACUAGGGGUGCUACGUUCUUCGACUGCUCCUCACCGUCACCUUCGUCUUCCCCUCAGCGGGUUGUUGCGCGGGUGCCAUCGGCUAUUAUCGAAGAGGACGAGGAUGGUAAGUCUCACCGAAGCCGUCUGAGCAGCAGUACGCAGACGGCUCUUGAGCGGAUGGAGAGCAUCCGUAUCUACGCUGACAGCGACGUCUACGCUCUUCUCGAAGACGUAGAGAAUGAAUUCACCAAGCUCAACGAUGGCAUCAACAGCCCUGAGCGCCUGCCACAGCGACAGACUCACCGCUAUAAGAGAGUCUUGCACCACGCCCAAAGCCACGAUGUCUUGGGUCGCAACGGCUCACCUGGUGUGUCGACAGCUUCACCUCGGCCCCCACCACUAUCGCCUCCUGCUCCUUCGCCGCCAACGAAGAGCUCGCCCACGCAAGGCAGCAACGUAUUCCUCACGUCCGCAGUCUUUCAACCUCACCAAACCACCGUCAACGCAUAAAUCCUCCCAAAAACGGGGCUGCCCCUAGUGUCGCAACCCAAAUUUAUGAUACACGGCCUUAUCAAUUAAAUUCUUACGAUCACUCGUGUCUGAUGACUCACGGCGGACCAGCAUACGUUCGUUCUCACAUUUGCAUGGAAAGCAUUCAUUCAUAUAGCAUCAUUAUUGUUAAUCUCUCAUUCCCGUCUCUCGUUACAAUACCUCCCUGAGAUAUUCUCAGUGCACUCCUUUCACUCUAAGUUUUUAUUCCAUCUACUUCCUUUCGACUUUCUCCCUCCCUUCUCUUCGUUGUCCUGCUUGUAUCAUCUCAUUUUUCGGCGUUUACGGAUUCCU
Molecule: messenger RNA, 2606 nt
Organism: Xylaria bambusicola
Lineage: Eukaryota; Fungi; Ascomycota; Sordariomycetes; Xylariales; Xylariaceae
Exons: 4
Coding region: 126-2273 (715 amino acids)
Source: RefSeq, a predicted model, not a curated record